Messenger RNA from Effrenium voratum, 348 nucleotides. NCBI's taxonomy places the organism in Eukaryota, Dinophyceae, Suessiales, Symbiodiniaceae. The record is from the annotation of a GenBank genome assembly.
AUGCGGACUGGUUUCCCGAUGCUCCACGUGGAGGACGAGUACACUCCUCCCGAGAAGACAGCGAGCAGGUAUUGGAAGCUCACAGCCGAGCAGCGCAGGCAGCUCAGGAUAUUGGAAGAGGAGCUGGAAAGCGAUAUCCCCAGCAACGACAGCGGGAUUUUGGCCCCGGUGGCCGACCAACCGCUGCUUAUGGCGGUGGCUGGGGGCAUCGGUGCGUCGGUGGGCAACACGGGCAGCAUCAACUUCGACCGGGAUCUCAUCCGGCGUAUGAAGAUGCAGGACCUGGUGGUCAUGUGCUUGCUGCUGCCGGAACCUCACUCUGUUGUUUGGUCAGGGUGCCACGUAUAG